AUGGUCAGCACACGUUCAGCAGUUCAGCAAUUGUUUCCGUUUGAUCCAGAACCUGAGCAAUCUUUAAGGAGGAGACACAGGGAGCAAAAUUUGCUGCGGGUUCCUUCACUGCAAGGGACUUUUCUGCAGUCUUUAUAUUCUGAGGACCUGCACAGUACAGAAACAAUGGCUUUUGUUAUUCCAGAGGCUGGUGACCCUUUGGGUAAUUCUUUAACAGCUCAUGCCACUAACAUACCAGGUUGCAUUACAUAUCCAGCAGUGGAAGAAGGGUCUACAUUCGAAAUCAAGCAUCACAUGUUGAGUAUUCUACCUACAUUUCAUGGGUUAUCAACCGAUGAUCCUAACAUGCACAUUGCAGAAUUUUUAAUGGGAUGCAAGAAUAUUUUGGUGAAAGGAUUCUCAGCUGAAUCUAUUAAGCUUCGUCUAUUUCCUUACACAUUGAAAGAUCAAGCAAGGAGAUGGCUCCUCACACUUCCAUCUGGAAGCAUUAGCACUUGGAACCAACUCAGUGAAAAAUUCUUAAACAAAUAUUAUCCAGCUUCAAAGACUCUCGACAUGAGAACUCAAAUUUUAUCUUUUGCCCAAAAACCAAAUGAAGAGUUUCAUGAGGCGUGGGAACGGUUUAAAGAGUUGAAUAGAAAAUGUCCACAUUCUAGUAUUAGCAGUACGGAUCAAGUGCAUAUAUUUUUCAGAGGGUUAAAUAUGACAACCAAAACUCUUGUCAACGCUUCAUGCGGAGGAUCAUACAAGGAUAAAAAUGCACAAGAGGCUUGUUUAUUAUUUGAAAAAAUGGCAGCAGAUACACAGCAAUGGGCAGUUGAGCAGCCACAAUCAAGGUCUGUUUUUGAGAUAUCCAAUGGUUCUCCAUAUAUGUCGGCACAAAUUGAAAAAAUGGAGAAAAAGCUUGAAAGAUUUGAUGCAAAAUUUGACAUGUUAUUACAAAGAAUUCCAGGUUCACAGGUUGCUGUACAGCAACCUUUACCAGCUGCCUGUAGCAUUUGCAAUGUGACAACCCAUGAUUUUUUGAGCUGUCCGCAUAAAGAUGCUUAUCCGGAAUUUGCAGCGGAACAAGUUAAUGCAUUUAAUAACUUUCAGCGUCCACGAUAUGACCCGUAUUCAAAUGUUUACAACCCGGGUUGGAGAGAUCAUCCUAAUUUUAAGUGGGACAGAGAUCAACCUGCAAGGCCACAAUUUCAACAACAGGUACAGCAAACUGCUGCGCCUAAGGCUGCUUGGGAGGUUGCAAUUGAAAAAUUAGCAAAUGCCACCAGUCAAGAAUUCCAAAAUCUGCAGGCAACAGUGAAAAACAUAGAAAAACAAAUGGGGCAGAUUGCAUUCCAAGUUUCAGAAAGAGCACCAGGUACAUUUCCUAGCCAAACGGAAAAUAAUCCAAGGGGAGGCGCAGAUUGUAAGGCAGUUCGAGUUCUACGUUCGGGUAAAAGUUAUGACAAUAGAGGUGAAAUUUGUGUUGGAAAUUCGCAGGCAGCAUCACAGCCACAAACAGAUUCAGGAAAUUUUGCAGAAUCUGAUAUUGUUACAGAUUCUACAGAGUCUAUGGGCAGAUCUGAAAACAGUGCAAAAAUUGCUGCAGAAACUGCAGAACGUGUUUAUGUGCCUCCAAUGCCUUAUCCCGAAAGGUUGAAGCCCAAAGUUAAAGAUCAACAGUUGACAGAUUUUAUGAAGACGUUGGCCAAAGUUCAGAUCAAUCUCCCAUUGAUUGAUGCAAUUAAGAACAUUCCAUCUUAUGCCAAGUUUUUAAAGGAUGUUUGCACAAAGAAAAAGAAGCUCGUGGAUUUUGAAAAAGUUAUUCUUACAGAACAGUGCAGCGCAGUUUUAUUACACAAACUGCCUCCAAAGAAACAAGACCCAGGGAGUUUUACAAUUUCAUGCACAAUUGGAAAUUCUAAUUUUAAACGUGCUUUAAUUGAUUUGGGUGCCAGUAUUAAUUUAAUGCCUUUUUCUGUUUUUCAGAGACUAGGACAAGGAGAAAUCAAGCCUACAUCAGUUAUUCUACAACUGGCGGACCGUUCAGUUGCUUACCCUAGGGGAAUUAUUGAAGACCUCAUUAUUAAAGUGGAUAAUCUCUACCUUCCUGCAGAUUUUGUGGUCUUGGAUAUGGAUGAAGAUAUGCAAACACCGAUUAUUUUGGGGCGUCCAUUCAUGGCUACUGCUCGAACCUUAAUUGAUGUUGAGGCUGGAACACUUACACUUAGAGUGCAAGAUCAGUCCGUUGUUUUCAGUUUAUUCGAAAUAACCAAAAGGCCAACUGAUGUGCAAGAUUGUAUGCGUGUUGACAUGUUAGACAGCUUAAUGCAUGCUGAAAUUAUGCCCCGUUUGACAUCAGAUCCAUUGUUAAAGGUGUUGCAUGGGUUGGAGAAUAAAAACACUGAAGAUGAAGAGGUUUUUGAGUAUGUUUCAGCUUUGGAAAGUGUUCCUUUUCUACACCCCCGUUGGAGGCACGUUUUUGAGAGUUUAGGGGAACCGAAAAAACCAUUGCAGCCCUCUAAAGUACAGCCACCUAAACUGGACUUAAAAGUACUGCCAGGACACUUGAAAUACGCUUAUCUGGGUGCAAAUUCUUCGCUGCCAGUUAUUAUAGCUGCUGACUUAUCAUCAACAGAAGAAGAAAAAUUGCUGCGUAUUUUAAGAAAUUAUCAAGAUGCAAUCGGUUGGACUAUAGCAGACAUUAAAGGGAUCAGCCCUACAAUUUGCAUGCACCGAAUUCUGAUGGAAGAUGGAGUAAAGCCCACCAUUGAUGCUCAACGUCGUUUGAAUCCAAUUAUGAAAGAAGUUGUUCGUACUGAGGUUAUGAAGCUUCUAGAUGCUGGGAUGAUCUAUCCCAUUUCAGAUAGUAAGUGGGUUAGUGCAACUCAAGUGGUGCCCAAGCGUUCUGGAAUUACAGUUGUGAAGAAUGACAAUAAUGAACUUGUGCCUACACGUUUGACUACUGGGUGGCGUAUGUGUGUUGAUUACAGAAAGAUCAAUACGGGCACUAGAAAGGAUCAUUUUCCAUUGCCUUUCACUGAUCAAAUGUUGGAAAGGUUGGCUGGUCGUGCGUUCUAUUGUUUCUUGGAUGGAUAUUCAGGGUACAACCAGAUUCCAGUUGCACCUGAAGAUCAAGAGAAGACAACCUUUACAUGUCCUUUUGGGACUUUUGCAUAUCGAAGAAUGCCCUUUGGUUUGUGCAAUGCUCCUGCAACGUUUCAACGAUGCAUGAUGAGCAUAUUUUCCGGAUUGGUUGAACAGGUAGUUGAAGUGUUUAUGGAUGACUUUUCUGUUUUUGGGGAUUCUUUUGAUGAAUGUUUGAACAAUUUAUCCUUAGUUCUUGACAGAUGCAUUAAGACAAACCUUGUUUUAAAUUGGGAAAAGUGUCAUUUCAUGGUUAAGCAGGGGAUUGUCCUAGGCCACUUGAUUUCUAACAGGGGUAUUGAGGUUGAUAAGGCCAAAAUUGAUGUAAUUGCAAAGCUGCCACCACCGACAGCUGUUAAAAGUGUUCGAUCUUUUCUUGGUCAUGCUGGGUUUUACAGACGGUUUAUCAAGGAUUUCUCCAAGAUUAGCCGACCAUUGUGUAAUUUGUUGGCUAAGGAUGCUCCUUUUGUCUUUGAUGAUGCUUGUUUGGAGGCUUUCAACAAGUUAAAGACACUCCUCACUACAGCACCCAUUAUUGCAGCACCUAAUUGGAGUUUACCUUUCGAAUUGAUGUGUGAUGCUUCAGAUUACGCAGUAGGAGCGGUUCUUGGACAGCGGAAAGAUAAGCUUCCCCAAGUCAUUCAUUAUGCUAGUCGAACUCUCAAUGACGCACAGCUAAACUAUGCGACCACAGAGAAGGAAUUGUUGGCAGUUGUUUUUGCAUUAGAAAAAUUUCGGUCUUACUUAGUUGGGGCUAAGGUGAUUGUUUACACAGAUCAUGCAGCUUUGAAGUAUUUGUUGUCGAAGAAAGACGCUAAGCCUCGAUUAAUUCGUUGGAUUCUUUUACUGCAAGAGUUUGACUUAGAAAUCAGGGAUAAGAAGGGUAGUGAAAAUGUUGUGGCUGAUCAUUUGUCCAGGUUGAUUGUGCCAAUUUCUGCUGAAGAUGACUUGCUGCCUUUAAAUGAAAGUUUUCCGGAUGAACAGCUGUUUGCUGCCCAUAUCAUUUCACCAUGGUUUGCUGAUUUAGUUAAUUAUUUGGCUAGAGGGGUACUUCAUCCAGAUUUUACUUUCCAGCAGAAAAAGAAAUUUUUGGCAGAAGCAAAGUAUUAUUUUUGGGAUGAACCAUAUUUAUACAAAUAUUGUUCCGACCAAGUUAUUCGCAGGUGUAUUCCAGAAGAAGAGCAUGAAAGUGUUUUAAAGUUUGCACAUCAGUAUGCUUGUGGGGGACAUUUUGGCCCUAAACGGACAGCAGCUAAAAUCUUGCAGAGUGGAUUGUUUUGGCCUACUCUCUUCAGGGAUGCUAAUAGUUGGUGUAGAUCUUGUGAUCGUUGUCAAAGGGUGGGUAAUCAGUCCAAAAGAAACGAAAUGCCACAACAAAGUAUAUUAGUUGUUGAAUUGUUUGAUGUUUGGGGUAUUGAUUUCAUGGGACCAUUCCCAAUGUCCCAUGGCAAUCAGUAUAUUUUGGUGGCUGUUGAAUAUGUUUCUAAAUGGGUCGAGGCAAUUGCAGCACCAACCAAUCAAGGAUCAGUUGUUCUGAAAUUCCUCCAGGGGGUAAUUUUUCCACGAUUUGGAACACCGCGUGUCAUUCUAAGUGAUGGGGGUAAGCACUUUGUCAAUAGAUCGUUUGCUACGUUGCUAGCUAAGUAUGGGAUCACCCAUCGUGUUGCUACUCCUUAUCAUCCACAAACAUCAGGACAGGUUGAAGUUUCAAAUAGAGAAAUCAAGCGAAUUCUUGAAAAAACAGUUAGCUCGACUCGAAAAGACUGGAGUUUGAAAUUGAGUGAUGCUCUCUGGGCGUACAGAACAGCAUUUAAAGGCCCAAUUGGGAUGUCCCCAUUUCGGCUGAUUUAUGGUAAGGCUUGUCAUUUACCUAUGGAGCUAGAGCAUAAGGCAUUUUGGGCUAUUAAAGAGUUGAAUUUUUCUUAUGAUUCUGCUGGAGAAAAACGUAAAUUGCAGAUUAAUGAGCUUGAGGAAAUUCGUAAUGAUGCUUAUGAGAGCUCGCGCAUUUACAAAGAAAAAACCAAGGCAUUUCAUGACAAUCAGAUUCUCAGAAAGAAUUUUCAUCCAGGGCAAAAAGUUUUGUUAUUCAGUUCAAGGUUGAAGUUGUUUCCAGGGAAGUUAAAGUCUCGUUGGAAUGGCCCAUAUUUGGUUACUAAGGUUUAUCCUCAUGGGGCGGUUGAUAUUACAAGUGAAAUUAAUGGCAACACAUUCAAAGUGAACGGUCACAGGCUGAAACCAUAUUUGGAGUCACCCUUCGAUAUUGCACGCGAGUCACUGACUCUGAAGGAACCAGUGAUUUGA
Prunus armeniaca (apricot) is the source of this 5430-nucleotide messenger RNA. Lineage: Eukaryota; Viridiplantae; Streptophyta; Magnoliopsida; Rosales; Rosaceae. The record is from the annotation of a GenBank genome assembly.